AUGUUAUAUCCCUUAACUUUGAUAGGCAUUCUGAUAAUAGUAUAUUAUCCCCUUGUGUUUUUAUUGUUUCUAUUAUAUGUCUACAAUGCAAUACUUAUUGUAUGGAAAAAAAUUGGCAAUCUGCCAGAAGAUAUCAAUAGCCAAGAAUGGGACAAGCCAAAGCAAUUUUUGGCACUGGCAGUUGAGUGGCAUGGAAAGAUACUGCAUAGUUAUGAGAUUUCUGGACUAGAAAAUCUACCUAAAGAACCAGCGAUCCUUGUUUAUUACCAUGGAUCCAUACCAAUAGACCAUUAUUUUUUUAUCCAUAGGAUUUUUAGAUUUACCGGGAAACCCUUCUAUUCUGUGCUACAUCAUACUCUUUUUUGUCUACCAGGAAUAAAUCUGGUCCGCUCACUCCAUUACCCUGUUCAUCCUACAAGAGAAAAGAGCGUAAACAUUCUGAAACAAGGACACCAGCUGGCAGUUGCACCAGGAGGACUGCAAGAGGAGAACUAUGGAAAUAACUACUACAAGAUAAUAUGGGGAAACAGGAAAGGAUUUGCUCAUAUAGCUAUAGAUGCAAAAGUGCCAAUCAUCCCUGUGUUUACACAAAAUAUUAGAGAAGGAUAUGUAACAUAUGGAAAUAUAAGGCCAAUGAGAUGGUUAUAUGAGCGAACCCGAUGGUUCCCCUUUCCAAUAUAUGGGAUGUUUCCAGUUAAACUUAUAAGCCAUAUUGGAAAACCAAUUCCAUAUGAUCCAGAUAUAACUCCUGAAAAAUUAGCUGAAAAAACUCAAAGGGCAAUGGAGGCUUUACGGGACAAACAUCAGAAAAUCCCAGGAAGUAUAUUGCAAGCUAUUAGGCAACGCUUUGAGAGAUGUAACAAAGAUAAACAGUGA
Protobothrops mucrosquamatus (brown spotted pit viper) is the source of this 876-nucleotide messenger RNA. RefSeq names its product transmembrane protein 68-like. The record is from RefSeq and is a predicted model, not a curated record. Bases 1 to 876 code for a protein of 291 amino acids. Lineage: Eukaryota; Metazoa; Chordata; Lepidosauria; Squamata; Viperidae. Gene Ontology annotation, cellular component: membrane. Gene Ontology annotation, molecular function: acyltransferase activity. The transcript is spliced from 6 exons.